AAGCCAGGAAGAUAUCCCGUCAGUUCCUAGUGGUGCAUGUCCACCGGUCAGACCGGAAAUGAGAGAGAUAAAAUCAAUUGUUGAUAUGAUCGUCCCAGAUUCAAGUCCACUUCAGGGCGGCAUGGUUUUUGUCUUGAUUAUGAGUGAAUCCUUACCUCCUAAUAUGGAUUCCGCUGUCGCCUUCUUUGAAAGUGUUCCCGUCCAAGUAACCAAGCAUAGAACGACACUGAUAGGGAUCGUUCCUCCUUCAGACGAACCUGGCAUCGUUACAGUUAAAGUGCAGUCCAGAGAUGGGAUAUUUCUUGGAAAUAUUCUUUUUGAAUAUGUAGACGCUGACAAAACUUACUUGAAAAGACUGGUGACUGAUCCUAAGUUGCUACAGAAAUUUUAUAUGCAAAUGGCUGAAGAGCAAGGUAAAAAAACACGUGAAAGUGAAAAGCAGCCCAAUUUACAGCCGCCCUAUAUCGUCACCACAGCAGGGUCCUCUCAAGCAUUCCAUAUAUUAGCUACCCUCGUGUUUGCAGCUGCUAAAUAUGAUGCUCUUGAGCCUAUUAAAAUUAUCUUAGACUCCUCGAACGGAAGUGCUGUCUUUCAUGCUUACAAGGAUCGUGCAAAACUGCCUGAGUCUGUUGCGAGGGACCAUGGUAACCAUGACAUUGUAGAUUACCUCGAAGAAGCAACCUGUAGAUUCUAUGAAGAGAUCAAGUGUGGUAAAGAAUGUAACCAGACAGUGGAUUGGUUAGAACUUCUAAACGCCGCUGGAGAAGGCCAAACCAGGCUUAAUCUCGAUGCUGAAGAAAGAGAGACUCAUCGCCUGGAGACUGGUCGCAUCAAAGACAGUGGUUAUUCGGCUGACGUUGAAUCAUCGACUAGUUCAUCAUCUGACCCAGAAGGCUCUGAUUCCGAACGCCAUACUUCAACAUCUUCCUAUGAAGAUAUUGAUUAUAUUGAAACAGGCGUAGUCGACGUUGGAAAUGCUACUCAGCAUGAAAAAAAUUAUCCGGCGGACACCAACACAGAUGACACUCCCUCAUCUUUUACUCUUCAGGAAGUUACAAAUCUACCUGUUAUUGAAUUCAAGACGAGAUUUGCGGAGGAUAGUACUGUUGUGACAUCGGCUGGUAAAGAAAGCGAUAUAAUCACACCGUCAACUGAGGAAGAGAAUACUGUCAUUUCAUUAGCUGCUAAUCAAAGUGGUAGAUCGCCAUCACCUGAAAACGAAAGUGGUGCCACCCAAACAGUAACCAAAGAAAGAGACAUCACGCCAUUAGUUGCUACAGAAAGAAAUGUCACACCAUCAGCUGAAAGAGGAAGUGACUUCACGCCAUCAACUGGAUGUGAUAGUGGAGGGAAUACUGCCGUGCCAAUAGCUGAGAGCACAAGUGAUGCUAAGCAUGCAAAUUCGAAAAAAAAUGUUUCCCUGCAAUUAGCUAAGAUAGAAAGUGUUGCUACACCAACAAAACUAGAAGGAGUUGAUAUCCCGCAAUCAGCUGAGAGGGAUAGUGAAGCGACACCCACAAACUCGAAAGAAAAUACUGUCCCGCCAUUAGCUGAGGGCAAAAGUGAUGCUAUGCAUGCUAAUUCAAAAGAAAAUACUGUCCUGCAAUCAGCUAAGUGCAAAAGGGAUGCCACGCCAGUAAAAUCGAAAAAACCUGAUGGCCCGCAAUUAGCCGAACAAGAAAGUGAUGUCGCGUCGUUACUUAAAAGAGAAACUGGUCUCACACCGUCAGCUGCAGUUAAUAAUGAUGUCAUGCCAGUAGCUGCAAUAGUAAGAAUUAUCACCCACACAGCUUCUGGAGAAAGUAACAUCACGCCAUCAGCUGAGGACCAAAGUGAUAUUAUGCCAUCAGCUGAGGACGAAAGUAACAUCACCUCAUCAGCGAAGGACGAUAGUGAUAUCACGCCAUCACCUGAAAGAGAGAGGUCUGUUAUAUCAUCAGCUGCAGAAGAAAAUAAUAUCAUGUCAUCAUCUCACAAAAAGACUGCUUUUAUACUAUCAGCUCCAAACGAAGUUGAUUUAGAGCCAUUGGCUGCGAAAGCGAGGGACUUCAAGCCGUCUAAUGCUAAAGGAACUGUGGAAUCUGACACAUUCAUAGAAGUCGAAAAGCAUCCCGAAGAAGGAAACAAGAACUCUGAAAGAAGGUUAUCGUUCCUCAGUGAAGUCGAAAAGCAUCCCGAAAAGGAAACAACGAAAUUGCCAUGGAGGGUACGAUUUCCCUUUGAAUGGUCAAAGAAACUCCUUGAGGAAAUGGAGGAACAGAGAAAAAAACUCAAAGAGCGACGGGAGGAACUUAAAAAAUACGAAAAGAAACGCGAAGAGGAAAUGGAGAAACAUAGAAUUGGCAGUCGUGUAUUUGUUUAUGACGGUGACGGUGACGGUGACGAGUUCCAUUGA
Stylophora pistillata is the source of this 2395-nucleotide messenger RNA. RefSeq lists its product as uncharacterized. Gene Ontology annotation, cellular component: cytoplasm. Gene Ontology annotation, molecular function: protein binding. Gene Ontology annotation, biological process: signal transduction. NCBI's taxonomy places the organism in Eukaryota, Metazoa, Cnidaria, Anthozoa, Scleractinia, Pocilloporidae. The record is from RefSeq and is a predicted model, not a curated record.